Corvus hawaiiensis (hawaiian crow) is the source of this 1023-nucleotide messenger RNA. RefSeq names its product synaptonemal complex central element protein 3 (gene SYCE3). Bases 1 to 273 code for a protein of 90 amino acids. Gene Ontology annotation, cellular component: central element. Gene Ontology annotation, biological process: spermatogenesis; synaptonemal complex assembly; reciprocal meiotic recombination. The transcript is spliced from 2 exons. Lineage: Eukaryota; Metazoa; Chordata; Aves; Passeriformes; Corvidae. The record is from RefSeq and is a predicted model, not a curated record.
AUGGCUGAAUCAGAAUUUCAGCAAGGAAACGAUGAUGGAAAGACGAGGGAGAACUUUAAAAAGAGCAUAGAGGAACUUCUGGAGAAAAUGGAAAAUCUAACAGUGUGGGCAACCCAGAUAGUCUAUGACUGCACAGCCAUCCGGACCAACCCAGCCCUGACCACCACCAUGCAGCACUUGGAAGAUGCCUUCCUGAGGUGCAAAGAGCACAUGGAGAAGAAAAGGCAAGAGGUGCUGAUGGAAUCUAGAGGUGAAGGGCAAAAAAAGGAAUAAACUGAAUUUGGUCACACUGGCAGAACAACAACUCUUGGAAAAUCCCUUAGGUCUUUUUUCCUUCCAGCUGUGGAGGUUUCCCAGCCACUGUGGGAAAUGGAUUGGCUUUCCUCUUGCUAAGAACUACUUAUUUGUGUACAUCUGUGGAAGUAUUUUAACGAGAUUACACAUACAGCUUUGUAUUGUUGAGGGUAAAAGGCAGCAAUGUCUGUAUUCCUAUGAUGCCCAUCAGUAAUCCCUGUAGUGUUUGCACUCACAAUUUACACACCCUCUGUCCUUUUCCCUGGAAGAUCAUACUCACUCCAUGGUCUGGAGUGAAUUCUUUGAGACCUGAACAAGCUGGGGGGAUGGGGAGCAGGGGUGCUGUAGAGGACUAUCACAGUGCCAUUGCACCAGCCCAUGCCUUUCAAAGAACACUGAAGAAUUGCUUGUUUUUCCAAAUGAAAAGCAGGUGAAAUUCUAGAUUUGCAGAUAGACUGUGUUGGUUUUAUUUGGGAUCAUCUAGGUGUUCAAUUACAUAGCUUUAUUAUUUAGAUAGAUCAUCUGCACGUGUUUCAUUUUCUUCCAUUAGAUUUUUAACCAUUUCUUUGAACUGGUUUCCCCAGAAAGAUUGUUCUUCUCAAACCCUCGGAAGGUGGCAUGACUUACUGAAUUAAAAAAUUUGUACCAUUAUAGACUGCAGUGUGUGUGGUGGCAUUGCUGCAGAAACCAAACUAACCAUGUUAUAAAACGUGCUUCUCUCCAUAUGUU